Messenger RNA from Candidozyma haemuli, 3912 nucleotides. RefSeq names its product DNA-directed RNA polymerase (gene RPO41). Gene Ontology annotation, cellular component: mitochondrial DNA-directed RNA polymerase complex. Bases 1 to 3912 code for a protein of 1303 amino acids. The record is from RefSeq and is a predicted model, not a curated record. Gene Ontology annotation, molecular function: DNA-directed RNA polymerase activity; mitochondrial promoter sequence-specific DNA binding. Gene Ontology annotation, biological process: mitochondrial transcription. Lineage: Eukaryota; Fungi; Ascomycota; Pichiomycetes; Serinales; Metschnikowiaceae. The transcript has a single exon.
AUGCUCAGAGCAUCGAGAUAUUCAUCACUAACCUCUGGCUUGCUAAGUAAACGUUUACGAAGUACAGCCAGAUAUGUUGCUACUGCCACUGGUGAACAUUCGGAGCCUAUACUCCAGACCAACUACCUUCAAUCCUCGCUUUUGGAGGAUUUGAAGAGAAAGGAUCACAUCUCCAAACCGCACAGAAGCUAUGCCAAAGCUGAAACAAUGAGCUUACACAAGGUGACCGCCGACUCUUUCAAGGACGUUACAGAGGAAGACAGGAAAGAGGUGUCAUGGUCCUCCAACUACGAUCUGGUGACCAGAUCUCCUUUCGUUACUGACAUCAUGCACCUUCAGUCUUUACUAGAUGCCCUUUUAGCUUCUAGAAACUUUGAAAGAGCAGAAAACAUCAUGAAUGCUUUAGCCCCAUUAUUAGACGGUCCAGAGAAAUUUAUUGUGUUUUUGAACAAGUAUUUGGAAGCUUACGCUGCCGAGGAAUCGACCUCCAUCAGUGACUUGGAAGCCUAUGCCACACAAAUGUUCAGGACUCACAGAAUUCAGCCAAAUGAUAGAACACAUGCCAUCUUCUUGGGUAAGAGUUUGAACUCGCCACAGCAUUUCCAGAAAUGGCUUAGCAGUGCUAGGAAAUCUCGCAGUUUGUUCCGCAACAUGCUCAACUCCAUUGAUGCUAUCACUGUUGAGGGUCUUACAAAGAUCUUUAAAGACCCUUCUGUGACGCCCCAGGAUGUUCCAAAGGAUUUAAUGUCUCUCUAUAAUGAGGUCAGAGACAAAAAAACGGAUGAUAUCCAGAGUCCUACUGAGCAUACCGAUUACUUUGCAACCAAAGACGCUCAAAUUCCAACAAUUGAGAAAGAAGGCAUGGAUGAAUUACGCUCUGUGGACUCCUUUGGUUUGAAAGUCGUUCGUCAUGCUCUUCUAGGCCUCGAAUCGAACGCUCAGCUUGACAUUGAUCAGUUCACAAAAGAGCUUGACGAGGUACUGGACUCUCAUCUUCUUCACAACUCCACCGGCAAGAAAAAGAACUGGUUUGAGUUCUACAAAACCCUCAAAUCACCCGCAGACAGAGAAAGAUUCAACAAGAUGCUUGAUGAAUUUAAUGAAGGUCGCCAAAAGAACUUGGAGGUCAAGGGUACUGAGGGUGCUCGUGCCAAGUGGGCGAACGAUUUCAAGACCUUCCAGCAGCGUGGUGAAAUAAUAAAGAGCAAAAGAAUGAAUGUUCAGUUGUACAGGUGGUACAGUGAUGUUCUUCCACUUGUUCAAGAAGAGCAUAGUCUUUGCCAGAAGCUACUCUCGGGUGAGAUCGAUCUUUCAUUACUAAAUGACAAGGAGAAAAAAGCCAUGAGUGCUAGAGAAUUUUACGCACCUUACUUUGUGCUUCUUCCACCUGAAACCCUAAGCGUUUUGGUCAUCUUUGAGUUGCUUAAGCUCAAUGACUCUGGAGGAAUUGCAGGUGGUAUGCGUGCCGCUAGGGCUGUCAUUUCCGUCGGUCGUGCUGUCGAGCUUGAAUAUAGGUGUCAGAGUCUUAUCAAGGCUGACAAGAAGGUUGCUCAGAGAAAGGGAUUGACUCCUAUGCAAUGGAGAAGACUCACUAAGAGUAGAGAGCAGGCUUCGUCUUCUUCAGUCGUCACUGAUUGGACUAACACCAUCUACAGUAAGUUGGGCGGAAUUCUCACUCAAUUCUUGUUACAUGUCGCUAAAGUGGAAGUGACUGGUACUAAUCCAACUACCGGAGUACAGAUCAAGGGUCUUCAGCCUGCAUUCCAUCAUACUUUCCAGUACACAGCCGGACAGAAAAUUGGAGUGAUCAACUUGCAUAAAAACGUCAUCAAAAUGCUUGGAGGCGAUCAAGAGUCCAACUUGGUUCAUCCUUCGCUACUUCCAAUGUUGGUUUCUCCAAGACCAUGGACCUCUCACAAUCAGGGAGGCUACUCCUACACCCCAUCCAACAUUGUUAGAAUCAAGGACUCUGCGGAAACUACUGCUUACGUGAAAGCGGCCGCCGAUGCUGAAAACCUAGAGGAGAUUUACAGUGGUCUUAACAUCCUUGGUGAAACUGCCUGGACGGUUAAUCAAAAGCUCCUUAAUAUUGUUUCAAAGUGCUGGAAUACGGGUGAAGAGUUCUUGGACAUUCCACCAGCAAUAGAAGAUGUACCAAUACCUCCUCCACCAAACUACGGUGCAGAUCCUGCUGAAAGAGUGGAAUACGCCAACAGAGUCAGAGCGAUUGCUAACAAAGCUGCCUCUGAAAGAUCCCAAAGGUGUGACAUCAACUAUAAGUUGGAAAUCGCUAGAGCUUUCGUCGGAGAGAGAAUGUUCUUCCCUCAUAACGUUGACUUCAGAGGAAGAGCCUAUCCUAUUUCGCCAAAUUUCAAUCACUUGGGUAACGACAUGACUAGAUCCCUUUUCUUGUUUUGGGAUGGCCAUGAGCUUGGCGAGCAAGGUCUCAGAUGGUUGAAGAUUCAGCUUGCCAACGUCUUUGGAAAGGACAAAGCGACGUUGGAAGACCGUGUACGGUUUGUGGAUGAAAACAUGGAGAACAUCUUUGAGUCCGCUAAAGACCCAUUAGGCGAAGGCAAAUGGUGGAUGAAGGGUGAGAAGCCAUGGCAAGUUUUGAGUGUUUGUUUCGAAUUGCAAGAGGCUUACCAGCUCGACGAUCCAACGAAGUUCGUUUCUCACAUUCCUGUUCACCAGGAUGGUACUUGUAAUGGUCUUCAGCAUUAUGCCGCUUUGGGAGGUGAUAUCGAGGGAGCAGCCCAGGUGAACUUGGUACCUGCUGAUAAGCCUCAAGAUGUCUACCAGCAUGUUGCAGGGUUAGUUGAGAAACGUUUGGCUACUGAAGCCGAGGCUGGUGAUAAGCGUGCCAUCUUCUUGCAGGGCAAGAUUAGGAGAAAGGUUGUGAAACAGACCGUCAUGACUAACGUUUACGGUGUUACUUACGUUGGAGCAGUUGCUCAAAUUGAAAAGCAGAUAGGCUCUUUGUUCGACACCGGUGAUAGAGACGCCAUUUCCACGCAUGCUCGUUACUUGACGACGCUCGUCUUUGCAUCGAUCAGAGAGUUGUUCGAAGGUGCCCAUUGCAUUCAGGAUUGGCUAGGAGAAGCCGCCAAACGUAUCAGUAAGUCUAUGAGACCAGACUUCCUGCAAGUGGACGAAAGCGGUGGCAGCAGGCCAAGCUACUUAUCAUCGGUGAUCUGGACUAGUCCUCUUGGCUUGCCUUGCGUUCAGCCUUACAGAACACUCAAGACCAAAACUAUCAGAACAAGUUUGCAGGAUGUGUCGGUGUCAGAUCCAUUUGGCGCCUCACAGGUUGACUCGAGAAAACAGCAAGCUGCUUUCCCUCCAAACUUUGUCCAUUCCUUAGACGCUACGCAUAUGUUGAUGACUGCAAAGGCUUGUGGUCAAGACAAUCUUACCUUUGCAUCUGUCCAUGACAGUUAUUGGACGCACGCCAGACAUGUCGAUGACAUGAACAAACACAUCAGAGAGCAGUUUGUCAAGUUACACGAAGAUGAUCUUAUUCAAAAGUUGAAAGAGGAGUUUGAGAGACGUUACGAAGGCUUUUUGCAAGUCUUGUGUAUUCCUAUCGAUCAUGAACUCACCGCAGAAAUCAAGGAAGUGAGGAAGAAUAUCGUCAAGCAGCUUGGUAGAGCGCUCACUGUUGCUGACGAGGUUCUCAUUGAACAAGAGAGACUCCAAUUGCUUCGGUCUGACAAACCAUCAGACGUCGCAAAGGGCAAAGCUAUGAAGACCACGAUCAGCGUCACUGAAGGCUAUGAUGUUAAUGAUAUCGCUGUUACCCGUAGCGUGGGUGCCUUCCAAAUUCUUGCUCCGCUUGUUUUUCCUCAGGUUCCAAAAAGAGGAAGCCUCGACGUGAAGGUCGUGAAAGACCUGAAAUAUUUCUUUUCGUGA